Molecule: messenger RNA, 2658 nt
Organism: Lithohypha guttulata
Lineage: Eukaryota; Fungi; Ascomycota; Eurotiomycetes; Chaetothyriales; Trichomeriaceae
Exons: 1
Coding region: 1-2658 (885 amino acids)
Biological process (GO): DNA recombination; DNA repair; lagging strand elongation
Cellular component (GO): nucleus
Molecular function (GO): DNA binding; ATP binding; DNA ligase (ATP) activity
Source: RefSeq, a predicted model, not a curated record
AUGGAAAGCCCGAAGAAGAGGCGCAAGAACAACGAUUCCAAGCCAGUGGCAGUUUCUUCCAGAAGUCUUCAUUCCUUCUUCGGCAAACAAAAUUCUACACCCGAUGCGAAACAGAACGGGAAUAGCAAGUUUGUUGACAAGCUUCGAAGUCCAGGAGACAAUGUGAUCUCGGAUGAGGAAUUAGCCAGGCAGUUGCAGGAGCAAUGGCAAGAAGAGGACAGAAGAGCAGAAGCACGAACUAAUGAAGCCAUCCAAGAGGUUUCAGCCCAGCAGGUCACCGCUCACCAAAGCACGACUACAUCUGCCGAGAAUGCGCACAACACAGGGACAGACGAAGCGACUUUCGCAGUUUCUGCACCCGAACCAGCACCACAACCGCUCCAGGAACAUGGAAAGAACGCUGCAGGAAACAAGAGCGUUCUGAGCCUGCAAUCGACAGGCGCAGCUGAAGAUACAGUUACCCAGAACAUUCCCUUCGACCAAAGUCCCUUCACCUUUCGACCCUCAGACUACCUGCCAGAUUUGAAGAGACAUUGGGCUGCAGAUGGGGGUGAUGCUUCAUACGCUCUUCUGACCAGGUGUUUCAUCUUGAUCAAUGCCACCACUAGCCGCAUCAAGACCGUCGACACUCUGGUCAAUUGUCUGAGAUUGCUGAUUGAGGGUGACCCUGAAAGUCUUCUUCCGGCAGUUUGGCUAGCCACAAAUUCAAUAUCACCACCCUACAUUUCUCUCGAGCUGGGCCUAGGUGGAUCAGCUAUCUCAAAAGCACUGAAGAAGGUGUGUGCGCUUGACAAUGCUGGUCUUAAGAGUUUGUACGAUAAAUAUGGUGAUGCUGGUGAUGUCGCUUUUGAGGCCAAGAAGCGCCAGAGCUUUACCCUGCGGAAGCCCAAACCACUUUCCAUCAAAAUCGUAUAUCAGUUGCUGGUCAAAAUCGCCACUAGCAAGGGUCAAGGCAGUGUUGAGCAGAAACAGCGCUUUGUCGAAAGGCUAGUUCAAGAUGCUCGCGGAGCUGAAGAGAGCAGGUAUAUUGUGCGUACCUUAGUCCAGCACCUCCGGAUCGGCGCAGUGAAGACCACAAUGCUGAUUGCUCUUGCCAGAGCCUUCACCCUGGCUCGACCUUCUGGUGCCCACUUUCCAAUACGUGACACUGCUGAACUCGGCAAAUUGAAAAAGGAGGACCUUGCACCGAUCUGGGCCAAAGUGGAAGAAACUGUCAAGACAUGCUUUGCGAGAAGACCCAACUACAAUGAUCUGGUCGCAGCACUCCUUGAGAUUGGUGUCUGUGAAGAACUUCUAAUCCGCUGCAAUUUGACUAUGCACGUGCCCCUACGCCCUAUGUUGGGUAGUAUUACCAGAGAUCUAUCCGAAAUGCUGACCAAGUUACAAGGUCGCGACUUUAGUUGCGAAUACAAGUACGAUGGACAACGAGCUCAAGUACAUUGCGACGAGAACGGAAAAGUCUCUAUAUUCUCCCGACACCUAGAGGCCAUGACCGACAAGUAUCCAGACUUGGUCGCUCUUGUGCCUGAGGUACGUGGAGAGGGUGUCUCGAGCUUCAUCCUUGAAGGCGAAGUGGUAGCCGUCGAUCAGCAAACAGGAGACCUGAAGACUUUUCAAACUUUGACCAAUCGGGCAAGGAAGGACGUCGAAAUUGGAACUAUUCAAGUCAAUGUCUGCCUCUUUGCUUUCGAUCUUAUGUACCUGAAUGGAGAGCCGCUCCUCAACCGUCCUUUUCGAGAAAGAAGAGGCUUGCUUCGCAAUAUGUUUAUCGAGAAGCAGUAUAGAUUUACCUGGGUCAAGAGCAUAGAUGCCACAUCUCAAGAUUCGGAAACAGUACAAGAAUUCCUCAAAUCAGCCAUAGACAUCAAAUGUGAAGGUAUUAUGGUCAAAGUUCUCGACAACCUACCCAAUCCAGAUUUGAUCACGGAAGAUAUGGAGAAUUACGACGCACUGAAACAAGAGCUCAAACCGCCACCUACGCCUUCCAGGGGUACGCCAUCCAAGAAAGGCAGAAAGAAGACACAAGACGAGAAAGAGGAGGAGAAGAAGUCUGGUGCGCGUCGCAAAGCCCUUCUGUCAACCUAUGAGCCUGAUAAGAGGCUUGAUUCCUGGCUCAAGGUCAAGAAAGACUACGACUCAACUGUCUUCGACACCAUUGACCUUAUUCCUGUUGCGGCUUGGCAUGGUCAAGGUCGAAAAGCAAAUUGGUGGUCUCCUAUCCUGCUCGCCUGUCGUAAUCCUGAGACGGGCUCACUGGAAGUCGUCACAAAGUGCAUCAGUGGUUUCAGCGACAAGUUCUACAAGGAAAACAAGGAGAAAUAUUCCGAGGACGGUGAGAACACUACGAAAACCAAACCUAGCUACAUCGAGUACAGUGGUGGUCACCCUGCUGUAUGGUUCGAGCCGCAAGAGGUCUGGGAGAUGGCAUUUGCUGAUAUUACGUUGAGUCCGGUCUACACGGCCGCUAUCGGCCUUGUCAGUGAGGAUAGAGGGCUGAGUAUGAGAUUUCCCCGCUUCUUGAAGGUCAGAGAAGACAAGAGUAUUGAUGAGGCUAGCACGAAUGAUUUCUUGGCAGGACUAUAUCGCAAGCAAGAAGAGAAAUUAAAGAUUGAAGGAAAACCUUCUGCAAAUGACGUUGAUGGUGAAGAAGAUGUAUGA